AGUCGGGAAGGUGGCGGCGGCGGUGGUGGCGGUUGUCCCGGCCGGCCGGUUGGUGUGACCGGUCGGCGCGCGCUGCGCAGCGUCCGCGCUUCGUCCAGCCGGGCGAAACCGAGCGGAGGGCCGAGGCCGGAGCCCGCGCGGGCGGAGGAGGGCGGAGGCGGCGGCCAGGGCGGCCCGUGGGAGGGAGCGCGGGGCCCCGGCAUUGCCGCCGGCUCCCGGCCCUGCCGGCCUCGUCGGUCGGAGCCGCGGCCAUGGCGGCCAGCGCGAAGCGGAAGCAGGAGGAGAAGCACCUGAAGAUGCUGCGGGACAUGACGGGGCUGCCGCACAACCGCAAGUGCUUCGACUGCGACCAGCGCGGCCCCACCUACGUGAACAUGACGGUCGGCUCGUUCGUGUGCACCUCCUGCUCGGGCAGCCUGAGAGGAUUAAAUCCACCUCACAGGGUGAAAUCUAUCUCCAUGACAACAUUUACACAACAGGAAAUUGAAUUCCUGCAAAAACAUGGAAAUGAAGUCUGUAAACAGAUUUGGCUAGGAUUAUUUGAUGAUAGAUCUUCAGCAAUUCCCGACUUCAGGGAUCCACAAAAAGUGAAAGAGUUUCUGCAAGAGAAAUACGAAAAGAAAAGAUGGUAUGUUCCACCAGAGCAAGCCAAAGUGGUGGCAUCGGUUCACGCAUCUAUUUCAGGGUCUUCUGCCAGCAGCACAAGCAGCACGCCCGAGGUUAAGCCCCUGAAAUCUCUGCUGGGAGAUUCUGCACCAGCACUGCACUUAAAUAAGGGCACACCUAGUCAGUCCCCAGUUGUAGGUCGCUCUCAAGGGCAGCAACAGGAAAAGAAGCAGUUUGACCUUUUGAGUGAUCUUCUUGGCUCAGACAUCUUUGCUGCUCCAGCUCCUCAGUCAACAGCUACAGCCAAUUUUGCUAAUUUUGCACAUUUUAACAGUCAUGCAGCUCAGAAUUCUGCAAAUGCAGAUUUUGCAAACUUUGAUGCAUUUGGACAGUCUAGUGGUUCGAGUAAUUUUGGAGGUUUCCCCACAGCAAGUCACUCUCCUUUUCAGCCCCAAACUACAGGUGGAAGUGCUGGAUCAGUAAAUGCUAAUUUUGCUCAUUUUGAUAACUUCCCCAAAUCCUCCAGUGCUGAUUUUGGAACCUUCAGUACAUCCCAGAGUCAUCAGACAGCAUCAACUGUUAGUAAAGUUUCAACAAACAAAGCUGGUUUACAGACAGCAGACAAAUAUGCGGCACUUGCUAAUUUAGACAAUAUCUUCAGUGCUGGGCAAGGAGGUGAUCAAGGGAGUGGUUUUGGGACCACGGGUAAAGCUCCUGUUGGUUCUGUGGUUUCAGUUCCCAGUCACUCAAGUGCAUCUUCAGACAAGUACGCAGCACUAGCAGAGUUAGACAGCGUGUUCAGUUCUGCAGCCACCUCCAGUAACGCUUACACGUCCACGAGUAACGCUAGCAGCAGUGUUUUUGGAACCGUGCCUGUGGGUGCUUCUGCUCAGACACAACCUGCUUCAAGUGGGCCUGCUCCAUUUGGGGCUACGCCUUCUACAAAUCCAUUUGUUGCUGCUACUGGUCCUUCUGCUGCAUCGUCUACAAACCCAUUUCAGACCAAUGCCAGAGGAGCACCAGGCCUUUCUGGAGCAAUGCAUUCUCAAGUGUUCCCUCACGCUCAUUUUGCGGCUACCUUUGGCACUGCAUCCAUGAGUAUGCCAGCAGGAUUUGGCACUCCUGCCCAGUACAGUCUCCCCACCAGCUUUAGUGGCAGUUUCCAGCAGCCCGCCUUCCCAGCCCAAGCAGCGUUCCCUCAGCAGCCAGCUUUCUCUCAACAGCCCAAUGGUGCAGGUUUUGCAACAUUCGGACAGACAAAACCUGUGGUAACCCCUUUUGGUCAAGUUGCAGCUGCUGGAGUGUCUAGUAAUCCUUUUAUGACUGGUGCACCAACAGGACAAUUUCCAACAGGAAGCUCAUCAACCAAUCCUUUCUUAUAGCCUUAUAUAGACACUGUACUGGAACGAACUUUUAUGUGAUCAUAUUACAUCUCUCCGCCUCUUGCCCUGUUGUCUUGUUUCACUGAUCUUAGCUUUAAACACGAGAGAAGUCUUUGAAAAGCCUGCAUUGUGUAUUAAACACCAGGUAAUACAUGCAAAACAGAGGGCUCAGCAACAACUUUUCACUUGUGAAUUGGCAGGAAAAAGUAGCGGCAUUAUGUAUGUUAAAAAUUGGCUAAUAUUAAGUUAUUGCAGAUCCCACAUUCAUUAUGCUGCAGUACUGUACAUACUUUUCUUAGAAAUUAGCUAUUUGUGCAUAUCAGUAUUUGUAACUUUAACACAUUGUUAUGUGAGAAAUGUUACUGAGGAAAUAGAUCAGCCACUUUUAAGGUGCUGUCAUAUAUCUUGGAAUGAAUGACUAAAAUCAUUUGAAGCAUCGCUUCUGAAAAGUUCAAAGUCAAAAUUGGAAGGUUUUAUUCAUUCUUGAAUUUUUCCUUCUGAAGAGCUCUUCUAUUUAUACACGGCUAAAUUCUUUAAAGAUGUGGAGGACACCUGUCUGCAGAAUAAAGCUGAUCAUGUUUUGCUACAGUUUGCAGGUGAACAAAAUAAAUAUUAGAAAAUAUGCUAUUGUUUUUGUGUUUUUGCUGCAAUGCCUUUACCAAAGUGGCCUUAAAUAAUGAGUAGUGAGUUGAGAACAUCUUGAAUUCUUAAAGACUUCUAGUGACUAACUUUUUUUAAAAGGCCAUUUAGAAAAUUUAUUAAAACUACUAGGACUGCUAUAUUCAGGACUGCGACAGUAGAAAAGCAUUUAAAUGUAGCUUGUCAGAUUCACCAUGCUACUUCUGAUUUCUCUGCAACUUCUUAAUUUUGUGAAAUUUGUAAAUAUGGAGAAUUUGCAUGUAUGUGUAUUUACAAAUAUUUUUUAAAGAUCUUGAAUUCUCAGACUGCAAAAGGCCUAUUUUAACUAUUUUUUUUCUGUUCUCCAUUUUAAUUGUCGUUGAAUGUAUUGGAAGCAGACAUGCAUUGACUGUGACAUGAUGGCACCUGAGUUCCUCUUCCACCUCCCCCAUUUUCUAGACAGACUGAUAACUAUCUAUAGAACAUUUGUUUGUUUGUUUUGGGGUAAAGCAACAGGAACCCAAUGUUACCUUAAAGUGAUGAAAUAAUUUGUGUAAAAAGGUAGCAAUACUAAGUUUAGUUUUAUCUUUUUGUUAAUAUUCAAAUGAACUUGUUUAAUUAUUUAUAUGUAGUAAUGCCUCGUUCAUCCCAAGAUAAUCUGGCCCUCUCAUCAAAACGAAACACAACUAAGAGAACUGAAAUCAUUAAAAAAAUGCUUUGAAAACACCCCUAAGUCAUGAUUCUGUACGUAGAACAUACAUGUUUCUUUGAAUGUGAGAGUUUAAUAAUUUGAUGUACUGGCCCAUAGCAUAUUUGUGUUGAUGAAAGAAGGAGUCCAAAGCAAUGAUGGAGAUCAUGCACUGCCAAAUCUGUAGGGACAGCCAUCCAGAGGACAGCGAUAUUAGUACAUCUGGUAAUGACUGUGCAUCCAAAAAGCUAAAAUUGCAUACACAGUAUGUAAUGCCUGUAGCAAAAUUUUAGGUGAUGUAAGUAUCAGUCUGCUCAGACAUUUUAUUCAUAUUAGAUGCAUUCGCAGCGGUAGCUGUUACUGUCAUGCUUAAGUCUGGGGUUUACUUGGGCUGCAGUCUGCUGCUCUUCUUACCAGAAGGUGUGAUUUAUAUGUAGUAGACAAAGGACAUGCCCGAGUCUCAGCCCUUUCUGAGCACCCUGCCCCUGAGACUCCCGUUACCACUGCUCAGGCUCAGCUACACUUUGGGCAUAGUCUUGAGUUCUUUGUACAUUUUGGGGUCUUCAUCUAUUUUCACGGAAGGAAAAUUUGAAUGUUUGAGAUUGUAUUAGAUUCAAAUCAAUUCAUAUGUACAAAAGUUAGACUAUAUAAUUGUAGGCCAUUAUCCAGACAGCCCAUCAGGCUUCCCAUCUAUUAAGUAAAUUAAACAGUUGUUAUCAAAAUAGUUUUAAAGACUAUUUUUUUUCUAGUAGAUCUUGAGAUUUGUAAUUAAAUGGGGAACCUGUAUUACUGACUUUUAGUGAGUGCUCAUAAACAAAAUAUAAAAUCUUAGUUUCAGAAUAGCUCCACUGUUAAAGAUCUUUCUCUUAAAAAUCUUUUAGAUUUAAGUUGGUUUUGCUUCUAGUUUAGUUACUGUCCUGAGCAUGUGAAGGACAUCCCUUCUGCUUGAAACACGUUUCCUGUUCUGUCUUUGAUCAGAAAUGAAUUUGUCUUUUAGGGUGGCAAAAACUGUGUUUAAAAAUGUUGUUAUGACGCAGGGAAUGUUUUAUUUUAGAUUCUUUUGAAAAUAGAGGACAGGUUGUCAUUUUCUUCCAUAAAAUAAUUUGUUUUGUAAAUAGGACACCCCUUAUCUGGGAGGUGCUUUGUUAGUAGUCGUUCUUGCCAGUUGCAAAGUUGGGAGCAUUUCUGAAACAUGUUUUAUGUUUAUAGUUUUUACAACUGUUAAGAUCCCCCAAAGAGCUUUUGUUUAUGAAACUUGAAUUUCUCAUGAGUUAUAUUGCAAGUCAGUACAGAGGAAUUUCUAAAACGUAACUUUUAAAUAUAGUUGUAAUAGUCCUGUUACUUGUGAACCUAGAUAUUUGGUGUAAAAUAACUUUUCCAAAUGAAGACAAACACUGUUUGCCACCUUUUCAGUGUCAGGCUAAGUAGAAGCUGAGAUCCUCGUGCCGUCUCUAUUCAGACUCUCCAUCUCACGGCAGAACAGAACUGGAAGCUGCACUGUGCUUGUGGAGUCCAGGUGGUGAGAAAGGCGCACACCAUCUUAGAACUAGAGCAAAAGCAGUGAGACCUGGGGCAGCUCUUCUUAGGGCCCCAGAUAACAUUUUGAGAACACGGCACUUUAAUGUGAUGAGACCUUGCCCCAUCUGAACUUCAAGGGGUUGUUUGGGAAAAAGUGAAAUCUUAAACUUUUUAACAUUAUUAACUACUUUACCUAAAUAGCGGUGAUAUUGUGGGUGUGGAGUUUUAACACCCUUUCAUAUAUCAGGUGCUCACUGAGUAGUUUCCUUCUCUCAGCCCUUGUAAUGGAAUCUACAAGACAGAACAGGUAAGCUAGUUACAGCUCUUAUUCUUGGGAGAAGGUACUGUUGGAUUAAAUUGUGCUUUCUUUUUUAGAUGUGGCUAGAUUCUCUUUAUUUUGAAAUUUAAGUUACUUCCUGUAUUUCUCAAAGUGUUUAAAUCAUUUAACAUGAAUUUUUUAAUACUUUGAUAAACUAAGUACCAUUUGCUCUGUAGAGUCUGUUUUGUUUGUUUUUGUUCUUUUCUGACAGGGUCUCUGCAUGGUCCUGACUGUUCUUGGAACUCACAGAGAGCUACCUCUGCCUCCCAAGUACUGGGAUUAAAAGUGUGCAUCGCCACACCCACCCCAGAGUCUUACUAACACUUAGAGUGGUGGAGUAAGUGAUGAGACAGCCUUAUACCUCAAGUUGACAGUGAUUCUUGGUGUGGGGAAGCUUUCCUUUAUUUAUGUAGUCUUUUCCUCUUAUGGUUUUAAAAUUACUUUUUAAAGGAAAUUUUAAAAUUGUAUAAAUUAGCUUAUUGUAUUGAAUUUAUCCUCAAGCCAGUUGAACUUUUUGUCUAUUUUAAAGCAGUAUCAUUAAUUUGCUUUUCAUGUAGUUGUAUUUGAACAAAUGAAGGAGUGACUGGGGUGUACCUUGGAGGUUAUUGGUGUUUCACGGGUAUCUCUGAAGAAAAGAACAGUAACCUGCUUUGUAGCAACAGGCUUAUUUGACUAGCAGUCUGAUGUCAUGAAAUGCAGUUUGAAAGAUGCGCAAGUAGAUGUCUUUAGCCCCAGUUAGAUCACUACAGCUCAGUCCUGAUGUGUGAUCCUACAACUCAUUUACUAGUUUUAUCAGCCCUUUGAUGAUUGCAUGCAAGCUUCAAAAACCUUUAGUUUGAUAUUACUAGUGAUUUAUUCUGUAAGAGUCUGGACACUAGUUUAACAUUCUUGAAAGGACACUGCGCUGUGAAAGAUUUGAAGAAGAUGAUGGUCUUUUCUGGUAUAAGGCUAUACAGGAGCUGUGAUGUGUGAUCGGGCAUAGUGGUUCUCAAGACUUGACCUUGAAUACCAUGGGUGGAGUGGACUUGAAGGGAUCCUGAAGAACACCUGCACCCGAGUGUUAUUGGUUACACAUUCCAGUGCUUCACUAAGCCUUUAAAAAGGUAUACCUUGAAUAGAUUUCUGACACCUUUUCUUUUGACAUAGGACUUGAUGUUGCUUUUUUCCAAUGAAGACUUCUGCCAACAUGGUACACCUGGUAUCCUAUCCAUAUUUUCUGUCUCUAGUUUCAUUGUCCGGCAAUGAGAACAGAAUGUUAUGAUUCAGAAUUUAGUAAAAAGAAAGAAAGAAUCCCAGACAGAACAUUUUAUUUGCUGCUAAACAUUGCCAUUUGAUCAAAAUUUAAAUUGGUAUGUUCUCCAAAAUCUUGAUCACUUGUUAUGUAAGUUACAGUCUAAACAAAUACUCAAGGAGCCUUGUGACUAUGACUGUUGAGUCAGUGGCUUGAGGUAGCAAACGUUGUAAACUAACAAUAGUCAGUGUUCCUAGAAUGUGGUGAGUAGAGCCAGGUUUUUAAAGGCUUAGACGUUCUUAUAUGUUCUAAAUGACAUGCGUAGAAUUUUUACAGUUGUGCAGUGUAUACAGUAUAUGGUGAACACAGACUUUUACCCACUCUCACAUACAGUUUUUAUUGUCUUCAUGGUCUUCAGCAUGCUGUCUUUCAUUAUCUCCAUCUAUGCAUGCCUUUCAUGGUUCUGCCUUUGUUUUAACUUGGACGCCUUUAUGUUUACCACUUGCAGCACUACCCCAUCUUAUGCAUGGCGUCAGGAUCCAGGAACGGAUGGCCUUUUGGAGGAACACUUUUUAAGAUACAUAUGCUUGGGCGAAAAUUCUUGAUUUUUGUCUGUUAAGAAACUUUUCAUAAAACAGAUAAUUUUAUUUUGCAGCUCACCAGCUUUUUAAAUUUGUUUUUGUAUUUCCAUCUGAGAAAUGUUUCAGAUCUCAAUUCUUUGCUAAACUAUGUGGAAAAUCCCAGCUUAUAAAUUAAGUCACAACGCCAUUCCAUGUGCUCUGACUGAGAGACUUGAGGAAGCUCUUGUCUGCUUUACACCUCACUCUUUCUGUCAUCGCCCACCCCCACCUGUGACUCCUGCUGUUUCUGAAAGAAUGGCCUGAAGUCUGUUUUAUAGUUUGUCAGUAUUCUGCGUCUCUGCCUCAUUCACCUCAGCUUGGAGAAUGAAUUUUGUGUUCGUAAAAAGAAAGUACAGUCUGCUUGUUCACAACUAGAGUUCACUCCUUGUCUUCAAAACCAAGUUAGCUUUUGCUUUGGAAAGCAUUGGGGAACAAAUCCAAAAGUUUGGAUUCUGAUUUUUUACAGAAAUUAAUAUGCAUUUAGUAUAGUUAUGCAUAGGAUUUGCUUCCUAGAAAAGUUUGUUUUUAAUGAGGAACACUAUGAAAUAAUGGAUAAAAUAGCAGUAACUGAUUAACUUACUCUAUUUGAAGGGAAAAAGUAUAGAGUAGGGAAGGGGCAGUCUGGCUGUGGGCUAUGUAUGUUUGGAAAAUGCUCAUGCUAAGGUUUUUAAAGCUCAGUCUGAGUGCGGGAAUUGGUUUUAGGUAUUUAAAACACUGAUUUUGAUAAUUGUAUCAUUCCAUUUUUGGAGAUUCUGAAGAUUGAAACUUUGACCUUGCACAUGCUAGGCAAAUGCUCUACAGAUAAGUCUAACUAAUUUUUUGUUCAUUGUGAAAUACUGCUAAAAAAAUAAAGACAUGACUUUGCA
Messenger RNA from Microtus ochrogaster (prairie vole), 7848 nucleotides. RefSeq names its product ArfGAP with FG repeats 1 (gene Agfg1). The record is from RefSeq and is a predicted model, not a curated record. Gene Ontology annotation, molecular function: GTPase activator activity. Gene Ontology annotation, cellular component: cytoplasmic vesicle; membrane; cytoplasm. Gene Ontology annotation, biological process: spermatid nucleus differentiation; acrosome assembly; intermediate filament organization. NCBI's taxonomy places the organism in Eukaryota, Metazoa, Chordata, Mammalia, Rodentia, Cricetidae.